ACUCCAGCAGGUGCAAUGGCGAAAGGGAAGGACCCUGUUGGCACGUCGGGUGACAAGGCAUUGUCCGAAGUAGAGCAUUUGCUAAUGCGGAAAACAUUCACCAGGGUUGAGUUUGAUCGUCUCACUGACUUACUGCGUGCAAGAACUGUAGAGCCUGACUCGGCUGCACAAGUGGAACACCAUGUGGAUAAGACCGAAACAAGAACCCGAAUUGAUGGAACAGGAGGCUCCACAUCUCAUGGGAUGGCUGUAGAUCAUUCUCCGCCUGCUAAUGUUCCUAUUCGUGGUGUUACUUCCCCUGCGGAUCUUGCAAAACAAUAUAUGAGCUCCCGUUAUUUGAAAGAACCCCAACCUAGUAGUUCGCGGAGUCAACUAUUUCCUGGUAACAAAGCGGAAGCAGGCAACACUGGUUAUUACAGGGCUUCAGGAGCACCACUUGUUCAGGAGCUGAAAGAAUUUAACAAUGAAAACCCUAGACUUCCUAUGAAUGGCUAUAUGUCUUCAGGAUUACGUGGGCGUUCAGCAAUAUGUAGAAUGUCCCGCUCUCCAUAUUUUAAGGGUCCAAGCUCUUACAGUGAUAUGAAUGCUUCGCCAUUUUCAUCAUCCCACGCACGAACCCCAAGUUUGGCUGGUGACGGCAGGAAGGUGUUGAAACGAAGAGCCGACUUCGAGAGUGAACUUGGGUCUGUGGGCCCCAUACGCAGAAUUCGCCAGAAGUCGAAUAUGAUGUCUCAUUCUAAAGAUGCCAAAGCGAGUCCGUGGGGAAACUUCCCUCCUAGCCGUACAAUUGGUUCAAACUUUGCUGAAGGCAGUUCACCUCAUCAGGAAUCUCCUAGUUCAAAAAGGCUAUUGCUUGAGACUGGCCAAUCUCUGCGAACUGUAGAAAAACAGAGAUAUAGCGAAGAUGGAAAAUCUUCGAGUGAUAAUGUUCCUCCUGUCCCACGUCAACCAAACAAGAUGGCUGAGAAGAUAUUUGAGCAACUUAACAUAAUAGCUCCGUCACCAAAAGACAAACAAUCUGGGCAACGAUCUGUUGCUGGGAGUCCAAGUAAAUCCAUGUCAAAACUACCUGUUUGGCAAGACAAUGGGCCAAAGGGUGUAAGUGACCCCAGUAGUUCCCGUCAAUUUCAAGAUCUGGAUGGGGAUCGCCCCAAUGAUUCAGAUCUGAAUGGUUGCACAUUGAACAAGGACAAGCUGAAGAAAGAUGGAUCAUCAAAAGUUCCUUCCAACAUGUUUCAGGAUUCAGUCAACAAAGAAAUCAAGUCUGAUCAUGUUGCUACGUUUAAUAAGCCUGCCAUUUCGUGGAAUUCAGUUUCUGCUACUACAUCACGGAAGCCAGGCUUUAAAAUGGCUGUUUUUGAGGAUUUAUAUGAGCUUGAUGAUGACCAGGAGGCCCCUGUUCAAUCAAAGAAUUCGGUUAUUGGGACAGAGGUGAAGACAACUGAGCAGAAGUUUAACUCGAAGAUAAAUGAGCGGAAAGUUCAACUUAAUAAAUCUGAGCAGAAAGUGGAAUCAACCUUUUCAAAGGAGAAUGCUAUCAGUUCUUCAGUUAGUGAGCAGCCUAGAACAUCCACGUCAAAAGAUGUCUCUUCAUCAGGCUUGUUUUCGUCCAGUAAUCCUGAAAAGAAGGACACCUCUCAUGUUCCUGCAAAUAACAACAUUGGUUUUACAUUUCCACAUGUACCUCCUGGGGACAAUACUGAGGCUACUGGUUCAGCAGUUCCACUUGCUUCAAAUAAAGAUAAUAAACAGACCAGUGCUUCACCCUUUAUGUUUGGCGCGAAGCCGUCCAGUACAUCAGAUCUGGAAACAUCGACAACUGCUGGUGUAAAAACCGAAGGAAGACUUGGGGAGAGUGUCACCAAGCCCACAUCAUUGGAGAACACUAAUUUAGAGAGAAGGAACGGAAGGGAAAGAGCAGGAGAUGUCCAUAAAUCACCUGACAAGGUGUUACCUACAGCUUCACCAACAUCGACUCCACCUCUCCAUUUUGCUUCUGCUGCAUCUACACCAAGCCUGAGCAAUGGCUUGUCGCAUGCAUCACCACCAAAGUUAUCAAAUGUCACACCCACUGAUAAACCUGCUGUUAGCCCAGCUCCGUCCACAAACAUUGCCAGCUUUGCUGUAUCCAGUAGCAGUCCACCUAUUUCAUCACCAGUCCCUGCAUUUCCAACUUUCAAAUUUGGCUCCAGCACUUCAGCAGUAGCAGCAGCUAAAUCAGAGAGCACAUCUACAGAGACAAAGCCAGCUAGCACUUCAUUCUUCGGUACUGUGGGCACUUCAACUGAAGGCAAAUCUGUAGCCCCAGAACCAGCCAGCAAGACAUCAUCAAAUCUGAAUAGUGCAUUCAAUUUCUCAUCAAAUAUCACAACCUUUUCGAGUUCUCCACUCACAUCCUCUUCUACUUUCUCGAGCACUGCAACAUUUUCGUCUUCUCCUGUCGUGCCUUCAGGUGUUGGAAUUGCGUCAACUAAUUCUGCACCAUCUACUACAAUGGCAACUACUUCUGGUGUCCAGUCUGCUUCAGCACCAGCGUUUGCAUUCUCGAGCUCAGGAAACAGCAUGUUUGGGUUCAGCUCUCCAGCUCAAUCUACUGGUCUGAGCACAACUGUUGGUGGCAGUACUUCUCAAGCAUCUGCUGCUAGCACGAUCUUUGGUAGCAAGCUGCCACAGCCACAGGGCACAAUGGCACAGAGUUCGGCCACACAGUUUAGUUCUUCAUUCCCGACUGUGGCUACCGGAGCGGCAGCUUCAUCAUCUGGUCCAGGUAGUGUGUCUUUUGGAGCGGCAGGGGCAUCCUCAUCAGGUCCGGGAAGUGUUUCUGUUGGAGUAGCAGCUUCCUCAUUUAGCCCUGGUCUCUUCUCGUUUGGAGCAGGGAUUCCGUCAUCUGGUCCUGGGACCGUGUCUUUUGGAGCGGCACCUUCCUCAUCUGGACCUGGGACUGUGUCUUUAGGGGCGACAACUUCCUCUUCUGGGCCUGUGUUUGGUAAUUCACCAUUUGGAUCUGGAGCUGCAUUUUCAGCAGGUAGCUCUUCUGCAGCCUCGUCCUUAACAGCGGCAAGUACAAGUAUGUUCAGCAGCAGCACCACGGCUUCAUCGCCCGCCGCUUUCAGCAACCCAUUUGGUUCAACUCCGUCCCCUCCCAGCACGUUUACAUUUGGCCAAACAGCAUCUUCAGGGGGUGCCUUUUCAUUUGGAGCGAAGUCAGCGCCAGCUUUCUCAUCCCCAAGUCCUCAAGUUUAUUCCUUUACCUCGGCAAGCAUGAAUUCAUCCACACCGCAGCCUGUAUUUGGGGCGACAAAUGCCAACACGGCCUUCGGAACGGGUUCUCCUGGAAAUGAUCAGAUGAACAUGGAAGACAGCAUGGCAGAUGACACGAAUCAAGCAGCGCCACCGCAAGCGUCUGCACCGGUAUUUGGCUCUUCGAUAUUUGGGCAGCCAGGAAAUUCACCUGCUGCUCCAGUAUUCGGGCAGCCAGGAAGUUCACCCGCUGCUCCGGUAUUUGGUGCUCCAGCUGCCCAGCAGCCUGCCGGAGUUUUUCAGUUUGGCGGUCAGCAAGGCUCGGUGCAGCAGCAGAACCCGUCAUUCGCACCUGCUGGUGGUAGCCUGGAGUUUCAGGGUGGGAACUUCUCGUUGGGCAGCACGGGUGGUGGUGACAAGUCCGGCAGGCGGAUCAUCAAGGCCAAAAGGACACAAAGGAAGAAAUCUCCGGUGACCCGUGAACGUGAGCCAAGGAAUAUACAGUACGUCCGGUGCGCCGCAGAGGAUCACGAGGGCCUCCGUGCUGCUUCUUGGAUCCGUGCCGGGUACUGUCCCGUCCCGGCGAUCUAUAAAGAUUCGAGCUCUCUCCGUCUUGUCUGCUUCGAUCACGAGCAGCUGCCGCGCGCAGCGAUGGGCAACACGUGCGUUGGCCCCAGCAUGGGCAAGAACGGCUUCUUCCACUCCGUCUCCACCGCGCUCUGGCGGGCGCGCCCCGAGGGCGACGCGCUGCCGGCCGCAGGCGCCGCUAAUGGCGUCGCGGACCAGGCACCGCCGCCCACGGACGUGCCUCUCACCGUCCACAGCAUACGCAAGGCGCCCGAGCCGGUCAAGAUCGCCUCCGCCACCACCACCACCAAGGCGGCGGCGGAGGCGACACCCAAGCCCGCCUCCGCGGCCGAGCAGGAGGCCAAGUCGUCCUCCGCGGAGUACAGCUCCAACGACUCGAGCUCCAACUCCGGCGAGCCCGGCGCCGCCCGCCCACCAGCGAACCGUCCCAAGGUACCCCCGGUGAAGCGAGUCUCCAGCGCGGGCCUCCUCGUGGGCUCGGUGCUCAAGCGCAAGACGGAGAGCGUCAAGGAGAAGUACAGCCUGGGCCGCCGCCUCGGGCAGGGCCAGUUCGGCACCACGUACCUGUGCGUCGAGCGCGCCAGCGGCAAGGAGUACGCCUGCAAGUCCAUCCUCAAGCGCAAGCUGGUCACCGACGACGACGUGGAGGACGUGCGGCGGGAGAUCCAGAUAAUGUACCACCUGGCGGGCCACCCCAGCGUCAUCUCCAUCAAGGGCGCCUACGAGGACGCCGUCGCCGUGCACCUCGUCAUGGAGCUCUGCGCCGGCGGGGAGCUCUUCGACAGGAUCGUGCAGAAGGGGCAUUAUACCGAGAGGAAGGCGGCGGAGCUCGCCAGGGUCAUCGUCGGCGUCGUCGAGGUCUGCCACUCCAUGGGGGUCAUGCACCGGGAUCUCAAGCCCGAGAACUUCUUGUUUGUUGACCAGACCGAGGAGGCCGCGCUCAAGACCAUCGACUUUGGCCUCUCCGUAUUCUUCAGGCCUGGUCAAAUAUUCACCGACGUUGUCGGAAGCCCUUACUAUGUGGCGCCGGAAGUACUGAAGAAGAAAUACGGCCCGGAGGCAGACGUGUGGAGCGCCGGUGUGAUCAUCUACAUCCUCUUGUGCGGUGUGCCGCCAUUCUGGGCAGAGAACGAGCAGGGUAUAUUCGAAGAGGUUUUGCAUGGGAAACUUGACUUCCAGUCAGAUCCAUGGCCAAGCAUCUCUGAAGGUGCCAAAGAUCUCGUGAGGAGAAUGCUUCUCAGGGACCCCAAGAAGAGAUUGACCGCGCACGAAGUUUUGCGGCAUCCAUGGGUACAGGUUGGUGGUUUGGCUCCUGACAAGCCCCUGGAUUCGGCCGUUCUAUCCCGAAUGAAGCAAUUCUCGGCCAUGAACAAGCUGAAAAAGAUGGCUCUCAGGGUGAUUGCCGAGAACUUGUCCGAGGACGAGAUCGCCGGCCUGAAGGAAAUGUUCAAGAUGAUAGACUCGGACAACAGCGGCCAAAUCACGUACGAAGAGCUCAAGGUCGGUCUGAAGAAGGUGGGGGCCAACCUCCAGGAGUCCGAGAUCUACGCGCUCAUGAAAGCCGCUGACGUUGACAACAGCGGUACGAUCGACUACGGCGAGUUCAUCGCGGCGACACUGCACCUGAACAAGGUGGAGCGGGAGGACCACCUGUUCGCGGCGUUCCAGUAUUUCGACAAGGACGGCAGCGGCUACAUCACCCCCGAUGAGCUGCAGCUCGCCUGCGAGGAGUUCGGCCUCGGCGACGACUCCAUCCACCUCGACGACAUGAUCAGAGAAGUCGACCAGGACAACGACGGUCGGAUAGACUACAACGAGUUCGUGGCGAUGAUGCAGAAGCCCACGCUGGGGCUGCCCAAGAAGUCAGGAGCCGGGUUGCAGAACAGUUUCAGCAUCGGGUUCAGGGAGGCUUUGAGGAUAUCUUGAUACUUGAAGGAGGAGCUAGGUAGUGCGUGCUUCUUCAGUUCUUCUUGUACUCGGUCGGACACUAAUUUGUGCUCGUCCAAGACGGUUCUUGUAGAGAAAUUGUGACUUUGUGGGGGCGAUCUGCAUUUCGUAGCGAUGAAAUGAAUGGCAGCUCCUGGCUGGCGAGUAGCGGAGGAUCGGGACGUGUGUGUAGAGGCAAGGCAGGCAGGCAGGCAGACAUGGUGAUUAUUUGUCACUCCUGGAUGGGUUCAAUUGUGUAUUACUGAUAAUAAACCACAGAAAGAUUGUUUUUA
Lolium perenne is the source of this 6047-nucleotide messenger RNA. Lineage: Eukaryota; Viridiplantae; Streptophyta; Magnoliopsida; Poales; Poaceae. The record is from RefSeq and is a predicted model, not a curated record.